Molecule: messenger RNA, 791 nt
Organism: Leptopilina heterotoma
Lineage: Eukaryota; Metazoa; Arthropoda; Insecta; Hymenoptera; Figitidae
Product: heterogeneous nuclear ribonucleoprotein A2 homolog 2-like
Exons: 3
Coding region: 153-695 (180 amino acids)
Source: RefSeq, a predicted model, not a curated record
AAAACCAAUGCCCAUUGUAUAUAUAUAUGAAAGCGAAUGAAACCGAAAUUUUAGUUGAUUGUGAAUAAAAACGGUGAAAGGGUCUCUUGUAUAAAAGCAAACGUAAACGUGAAUACUCGUUUUACCAGGUCUUUAACUUUCCUCCUUUAAAGAUGGUCAUUCGUUCUUUGGUCUUUUUGUUAAUUACAGUAACAAUAAAUGUGUUGUUUACAAUUAGCAGCUCGCAUGGGAAGCCGGCGAAUAAUGUCAAUUCACUUGGAUUAGUGGUUGUUGGUCCAGAAUCUACAUCUUUAGUUCUUGAUUCGACUCAUCAAAAUGGAGACGCAGUACGAGUGCAACGUUCUCCUCAAAGAGGGUUAUUGAAUGACGAUGCUUUUGAAGAUUAUUCCGAUGACCCAGAGGGUCGGCAUUUGCAUAAACGCAAACAUAAACGUAAAUAUCACGGAGGGUUUGGAUGCAAUAGAAAACAUGGUUGUGGAGGAUGGCAAGGUGGUUAUUUCCCUUCGUACGGAGGUCAUUACCCUCACCAACAAUUCGGUCACGGAGGAUCCUUUGCAACAGCAUCCGGAGGAUUUUUUGGUGGAGGGCACCACGGAGGGAAUAGCCAAGCCAAUGCCCAGAGCGCAAGUUUUAAUUUCGGUCCUUUCAGCUUCAACUUGGCCCAGGCGGGCGCCGGUGGUAGACCAUUUUUUUAACUCAGUCUAUCUCAAUUAUUUUUAAUUCAAAUGCGAGAAAAAACUUUGUUUCUUAUUUUUAAGCGUAUUUAUAAAUAAUAAAAUUUAUUAUUUAAA